Molecule: messenger RNA, 1499 nt
Organism: Benincasa hispida (wax gourd)
Lineage: Eukaryota; Viridiplantae; Streptophyta; Magnoliopsida; Cucurbitales; Cucurbitaceae
Product: 26S proteasome regulatory subunit Rpn7
Biological process (GO): proteasome-mediated ubiquitin-dependent protein catabolic process
Source: RefSeq, a predicted model, not a curated record
CAGUCCAGUUCCCUCACAAUUGGUUUCACUGCUACCUUGGUGCCUCCUCCCGCAAGAAAGGCAUCGUAGAAACGAAGCUCAAAUUCCUUACUCAGCGAGUCGUCUCAUUUCUCAGCCGCCAUGGAAGGCCAAGAGGGAACUCAGCAGCCUCAUCUCGUUCUUGCUCACAAGCUUUUCCUUCUAACUCAUCCCGAUGUUCAAGAUAUCGAGAAGGUCCGUCUCACAGAGGAAGUAUUGGCCUCCGUUAAAGCAGAUGAUAUGGCUCCGUUAUACGAAACCCUAACCGGCAAUUCGCUGUUGGAUUUGGAUCGGAGCGUGUUGGACUCGAUGCGUGCGAAGAAUGAGGAGGAGUUGAAGAAGCUAGAUGAGAAGAUUGCUGAUGCUGAAGAAAACUUGGGUGAAAGUGAAGUUCGAGAAGCUCAUUUGGCCAAAUCACUUUUUUACAUUCGUAUUGGUGAUAAGGACAAAGCACUGGAGCAACUCAAGGUAACUGAGAGCAAAACAGUUGCAGUUGGAUUAAAGAUGGAUUUGGUUUUCCAUACAUUACAGCUUGGAUUUUUCUAUAUGGAUUUUGAUCUGAUCUCCAAAAGUAUUGACAAAGCGAAAAACUUGUUCGAAGAAGGUGGUGAUUGGGAAAGAAAGAAUCGUCUGAAGGUGUAUGAAGGCUUGUACUGCAUGUCCACUCGGAACUUUAAGAAAGCAGCCAACUUGUUUUUGGAUUCCAUCUCAACUUUCACCACCUAUGAACUUUUUCCUUAUGAUACAUUCAUAUUUUAUACUGUUCUCACAAGCAUUAUAUCAUUGGACAGAGUGUCUCUAAAGCAAAAGGUAGUUGAUGCUCCUGAAAUAUUGACGGUGAUUGGAAAAGUCCCAUAUCUUUCUGACUUUUUGAACUCUUUGUAUGACUGUCAAUAUAAAUCAUUUUUCUCAGCCUUUGCUGGUCUGACAGAGCAAAUAAAAUUAGACCGUUACUUGCAUCCGCAUUUCAGAUAUUACAUGAGAGAGGUUAGAACUGUUGUUUAUUCCCAGUUUUUGGAGUCCUAUAAGAGUGUUACUAUCGAAGCUAUGGCAAAGGCAUUUGGAGUAUCUGUGGAAUUUAUUGAUCUGGAAUUAUCUCGUUUCAUUGCUGCGGGAAAACUUCAUUGCAAGAUUGAUAAAGUAGCCGGUGUUCUUGAAACUAAUCGCCCUGAUUCAAAGAAUGCUCUGUACCAAGCUACCAUCAAGCAAGGAGACUUCUUGCUUAACCGUAUCCAGAAGUUGUCUCGUGUAAUUGAUCUGUAACUAGGCUCUUAGUUUAUUUGAAAUAUGUUUGGUUAAUGCAGGUUUCAUCACAAUACAACACUCGAGCCAAAAAGCGACAUUGCACGGAUGAAAUUUGAGCAUUAGAACUUCGUGAAAAUGGCGUUGUAAUUUUGUUUUAAACAUAUUGACAACUCGUGCCUAACUGUUAUCAAUAUUACUUGAUUUUGUUUUAUUAACCAAGUACCUUGUUCUUUGAA